UCGGUUUUGUUCUUUACCCGAGAGAGAGAGCGGAAGGAAACGGCGCAGAGCUCUCCUUUUCUUCUUCUUCUUCCUUCUCUGUCGAUUACUCCCCCAAGUUCCGGUCUUUUUUCUUCUGAUUGCAUCUUAUUGAAGUGAGAUUUCAACGGAUUCAAGUGGUUUCGCCAAGUAUUUUCUGCUGCUUGAUUUGAAGGGAAGAGAGAAGGAAAGCUGCUUCCUUGAGGGGCGGAAGGAAUCCAUGGGGGUUCCUUUGCUGCUUCUUUUACUUGCGUUCUCAGUAGCUCGCGCCGACGAAGGUGCCUUCAUCGGCGUUAACAUCGGCACUGCCCUCUCCUCCAUGCCCUCUCCGACUCAAGUGGUCGCCCUCCUCAAAUCCCAGCAAAUCCACCAUAUCCGUCUCUACGAUGCGGAUCCUGCCAUGCUCGCCGCACUCUCCAACUCCAACAUCCGCGUCACCGUCUCCGUCCCCAACGACCAGAUCCUCGCUGUCGGGCAGUCAAACUCCACUGCCGCCAACUGGAUCACCCGCAACGUCGUCGCCCACCUUCCCGCUGUCAACAUCACCGCCGUGGCCGUUGGCUCCGAGAUCCUCACAUCUCUCCCUCACGCCUCCCCUGUCUUAUUCUCCGCCAUACGAUUCAUCCACUCCGCCCUCGUUGCGGCCAAUCUCGACCGUCAGAUCAAGGUUUCCACUCCUCAUUCCUCCUCCAUCAUACUCGACUCUUUUCCACCUUCUCAAGCAUUCUUCAAUCGCACAUGGGAACCCAUUCUUAGUCCGAUCCUCAAAUUCCUCCAAUCCACCGAUUCCUAUUUCAUGCUCAAUGUCUACCCGUACUACGACUACAUGCAAUCCGAUGGCGUAGUUCCGCUCGAUUAUGCCCUGUUCCGCCCGCUGCCGCCGACCAAAGAGGCCGUGGAUGCCAACACUCUGCUUCAUUACACCAAUGUGUUUGAUGCAGUUGUAGAUGCAGCUUACUUCGCUAUGGCUUAUCUCAAUGUGACAAAUCUUCCAGUUGUGGUCAUGGAAUCAGGAUGGCCUCAUAAGGGCGAUGCGAAUGAGCCGGAUGCUACCACAGACAAUGCCAAUACCUAUAACAGCAAUCUAAUCCGCCAUGUGCUGAACAAUACUGGAACACCGAAGCAUCCUGGUAUUCCGGUGAGCACUUACAUUUAUGAGUUGUAUGAUGAGGAUGAGAGGCCGGGGGCGAUGUCCGAGAGGUUUUGGGGGUUGUUUGAUGGAAAUGGAGUGCCAGCGUAUACGUUGCAUUUGACUGGAUCGGGGCUUGUGCUGGCUAAUGAUACAACGAAUGAGACUUAUUGUAUUGCCAAGGAUGGGGCUGAUGAGAAGAUGUUGCAGGCUGCGCUUGAUUGGGCGUGUGGGCAGGGGAAGGUGGAUUGCUCGGUGUUGCAGCAGGGGCAGUCAUGUUAUGAUCCUGAUACAGUGAAUUCCCAUGCGAGCUAUGCCUUUAAUGCUUAUUAUCAUAAGAUGGGGAUGACUGUUGGGAGCUGCUAUUUCAAUGGGGUUGCGGAUAUUACUACUACAGAUCCAAGUCAUGAUACUUGCAAGUUUCUAGGAAGUAACGGGAAAAAUGGCACGUUUCCCAAUGGCACAUCUUUGGCUCCUUCUACAAACUCUUCAGCUGAGAACAGUAAUGCUCACCAGGAUUAUUAUGGAACCGCAGCAGCAAUCAUUCAAUUUAUGGGAGUUCUUCUGUCAAACUUACUCCUAUUUUAGGGCUUUUCAGCUAUUCUCUGCUUAAUUUGCUUGGAGAAAUGCCGCUUGCUCAAUUUUGUCGUCAUAGGAAUUAGACUCCGCUCUGCUUAUCUUCUUUUUUAUUUGUUUAGUUUUAUUUUUGAGUAGAUGCAGAUAUAUUGUACAAAGCCAAGUGCUUGCGAACUUUUUGGACUGGACAAUUCUCCUGCACUUUGAUUGCCAUUUUAAGCACAAGAUUCAUCUUA
This is a messenger RNA of Dendrobium catenatum, 1959 nucleotides long. Its product is annotated as glucan endo-1,3-beta-glucosidase 3. Gene Ontology annotation, molecular function: hydrolase activity, hydrolyzing O-glycosyl compounds. Bases 239 to 1735 code for a protein of 498 amino acids. Gene Ontology annotation, cellular component: plasma membrane. The record is from RefSeq and is a predicted model, not a curated record. The transcript has 4 exons. NCBI's taxonomy places the organism in Eukaryota, Viridiplantae, Streptophyta, Magnoliopsida, Asparagales, Orchidaceae. Gene Ontology annotation, biological process: carbohydrate metabolic process.